Messenger RNA from Exophiala dermatitidis NIH/UT8656, 1896 nucleotides. RefSeq lists its product as uncharacterized. The record is from RefSeq and is a predicted model, not a curated record. Gene Ontology annotation, biological process: transmembrane transport. The coding region runs from base 277 to 1791 and encodes 504 amino acids. Gene Ontology annotation, cellular component: membrane. The transcript has 5 exons. Lineage: Eukaryota; Fungi; Ascomycota; Eurotiomycetes; Chaetothyriales; Herpotrichiellaceae. Gene Ontology annotation, molecular function: transmembrane transporter activity.
GCCGCCACGGCCUAAGCCAACUUGAACACCAACACCAACACCAAUGAUGUUGAUCAUAGCAGUUGAUGUCAUGGCGUCGUUCGCGACUAUUAUGCUGAUACGGAGUCGACGUCGACGUACAGGUAGCUCUUUAACUUCGGGUUUGUUUUCCCUGCUCGGGGAUCCGAGGUAGUAUAACCAGACCCUGGAUUGUCUGGGAAUACCAUACCAGGACCUGGCGGAAGUACUGUCCUGCCGUUGUGGUAGGGAGAAGUCGGCUCACUCACUCACCCCUGGAUGGAUAUAUCGUGUAGAGACAUUCCUCGAAUCUUCAACACCAUGAUGGGAAACGCAUUGUUAUCGCAUGCACAAGAACCAGAGCAAAGACCGCUUCUACUCCCAACCGCCACGUGCGGUCGGACACCGAAUUCGCCAAACACCCAGGACAGUAUCAAGAAUCCUGAGCAUGAGCACGGUCACGCCGCCUCGGAGCACUAUGCCUUUUCGAUACUCAGGCUCGUGGCCGUCAUGUCGAAUUUCCUGGUGUGUGGGGUCGUUGUGACAGGGAUCGGUGUACUAUUGCCUGAUAUCAGCACAUUCUACCAUGUCAAGGAUGGUACGACGGCACUCAUCUUCCCCACCGGCGUGACAGGCUACGUGUGCGCAAGCGUCUUCGCCGACCACGUCCAUGGCCACCUUGGUCGUCGAGGAAUUGCAUUUCUGUCGCCAGCAUUCCGCUUUCUUGCCAUGGGAAUCCUGGCCACAGGGCCUCCGUUCAGCAUCGCCCUGACGGGAUACUUCUUGAUGGGAUUUGGCACGGGUCUGUCUGACGCCGGGUUCUGUGCCUGGGCAGCUAACGUGCCCUAUGCCAGUGUUGUCCAGGGCUUCAUGCACGGCUCGUACUCUGUCGGGUCGAUUUUGGGUCCGGUGCUGGCGAAUCUGAUGUUGAAGAACGUCCAUGAAUGGUACGAAUUCUAUCGAAUGACUGGUGUCCUCCUCCUAGUGGAGCUCGUGGUCCUCGUCCUGGCGUUUCGUCUGGACCAUGCCGUUCCAAGAAGCGAAAGCCCUAAGGAGCAGGAACUUGAACUCCAACAAACUGGCCAUCUCAAAACCAACAAUGCUCUGCGCCAUCGAGCAACCUGGAUUUGCGGAGCCUUUUGCUUCUUCUACGUCGGACUUGAAGCUUGUUUCACCGACUGGAUCGCCGUCUUCAUGCAGCGCGCUCGACACACCGACCCCACCACCUCGUCGCUCGCCACAUCCAUGUUCUGGAUCGGCAUGGCAUCCGGGCGAUUCAUUCUGGGCCCUCUGUCAGGAUUCAUCAGCAUCAAACUGGCCGUGGCAGGCUACCUGGUAGUGUUGAUGGUUCUACAAGUCCUGUUUCGAAUCUUGACCACUGGGACCACACAUGCCAAUGUCACGGCUUCGCUCGUUCUUCUGGUCGGGAGCGGCCUCGUCUGUGGACCCAUGUUCCCGUCGGCCAUUUUGUUGUUGUCGUCCAAAUUACCGGUACCACCCGCUGCACAGGUCGGGGCGGUGGCGGCCGUGUCGGCGUUGGGCCAGAUCGGCGCGGGAAUCGCCCCGUAUGCAGUCGGCGUCGUGGCCGACAGGCUGGGCAUUCAACAGUUGCUCAACGUCAUUGGGGCACUGGCUGCGUUGACGCUGGUUGUGUGGGCUGUGUUUGCAACGUUGCCUGAGAAGGCCAACUUGAAGAAGCCUGAUUCGGAGGUCCAAGUUCGUCGAAGCGGCUCGCCGGAUCGUGAGUCGGCUGAAGACGAACUUGAAAGGAAACGUGUGUAUCGGGCUGUAUAGCACCAGGCUACCCUGGUACGCAAGCUAGAGGUACUACAGAAGUCAAUCUUAUCCAGUCCAUUCGUGACAAUGCUUCUUUUCAUUGCGAGCAUUGGCUCAGCUCCC